This is a messenger RNA of Eucalyptus grandis, 1647 nucleotides long. Its product is annotated as mannose/glucose-specific lectin-like. NCBI's taxonomy places the organism in Eukaryota, Viridiplantae, Streptophyta, Magnoliopsida, Myrtales, Myrtaceae. The transcript has 5 exons. Gene Ontology annotation, molecular function: carbohydrate binding. The record is from RefSeq and is a predicted model, not a curated record. The coding region runs from base 4 to 1647 and encodes 547 amino acids.
GUAAUGUCAGGGAUUGUGUCCUUUUCUAUUGAGUAUGAUCAGGAUGGGUGUUUGGUCCGCUCGCCAAGACAUGGUGGACCUACAGAAGGCAGAAUAUGCACGGUAAAACUAGAUUAUCCAAAUGAGUUCUUGACUUCAGUAUCAGGCUACUUUAUGGACGAUCCCAGAUUUGUCGCCAUUCAGUCACUUACCUUCCACAGCAAUAGGAGAACAUAUGGUCCAUUUGGCUAUAAGAUGGGGAAAUUUUUCAGUUUACCACCGGCUGCUGGGAAGAUCGUCGGAUUCUUUGGGAUGUGUGGCAGUUGUCUUAAUUCCAUUGGAGCAUAUGUUUUACCAAUCUCUCGUGCAUAUCCCUUUGAAGUCGUAGGCCCAUUUGGAAAUAGUAAUUAUGAAGACCGAUGGGAUGACGGCAAGCAUACAGACGUUAGACAAAUUGAUGUUGUCUCUGGCUCUGCAAUUGAGUCGAUAACUAUUACUUAUGAGCAAGGUCGUUCAUUUGCACACGGUACAGGUGGGGGAGGCACAACGAACAAGAUAAUUCUGGACUGGUUAAGUGAGUAUCUAACUUCAGUUUCGGGCUAUAUAACAAGUGGUUUUGGCUUUACUAUCAUCCAUUCACUCACGUUUCAAAGCAAUAAAAGAAGAUAUGGGCCAUUCGGCACUAAAACCGGAAGGAAAUUUUCAUUCCCCGCCACUGGGGGAAAGAUCAUUGGGUUUUUUGGGAGUUCCGAUUCCCAUCUUCAAUCUCUUGGAGCAUAUUUCAAACCAAUCUCUCAUCUAUAUCCUAUCGAGUUUAUUGGACCAUUUGGAGGCCAAGGUGGACACUGUUGGGACGAUGGAAAAUUUAAUGGUGUAAAGAAAAUAAAGAUGAUGUUGGAAGAUGUUGUCAGCUGCAUCUCCUUUGAGUAUGACAAUAAUGGUGAAUCUAUUUGGUCCUCUACCCAUGGUCAUAGUGGUAGCGGAGAUAUCCAUAUGGUUAACUUGGACUACCCUCGUGAGUUCUUGACCUCAGUGUCAGGUUAUAUCAAACAUGAUAAUUCUGUUAUUCAAUCACUCACGUUCGAAAGCAAUAUAAAUAGGCAUGGACCCUUUGGUAAGGAAGAAGGAAGGUUCUUUAGCUGUGCACUGGCGUGCAGCAAGAUAAUUGGCUUUCACGGAAGGUCUGGCAUUCAACUUGAUGCGCUAGGAGUCUACUCUGAACCAAUUUCUGAUCUUCAUCUCUUGAAAUCCAUUGGGCCAUUUGGAGGACAAGGUGGCAAUCCAUGGCACAACAGAGAUAGCACAGGUGUGAGAAAAAUAAUUGUAAAAUGUGGAUCAGCUAUUGACUCCAUUACUGUUGAGUACGACGAGAACAGUUCUGUGGUUCAGGGCCCUAAACAUGGUGGAGAUGGAGGACAUCUAACAUUCGAGAUUAAGCUCGAUUAUCCUCGAGAGUAUUUGACCUCAUUUUCUGGUCACUUUGGAUCUUUUUUUGGGUAUACCAUUGUUCGCUCACUCACAUUUUUGAGCAAUGAAAGAACUUAUGGGCCAUUUGGUGAGGAGGUCGGGGAGCACUUUCAUUUUCCAUCAAUCGGUAAAAAGAUUGUCGGGUUUCAUGGAAGGUCUGGAGUAUUUCUUGAUUCACUCGGAGCAUAUUUUGAACCUUGA